CUAGCCUCAGGCUUGCGGGGUGAAAACCCAACGAUGACACACUGUCCGGUGGGUCGUUGAUAACCAACUUAAGAUUCAUUCCGGUACCAGAAGUACUAAUCCUGACGUGGCACGUCACAGAAACCGCAGCUGGGAGGAGCACAUGGUUUAUACAGAAAGGUGGACAGUGCACUCUUUGUAACGCCAUUCGUCUUGUGAAGUUAGAAGGACGGAGAGAUAAGAGGACAAGAUGACGAAUGCGCUGAUGCAGUUCAGGUACUCGGUGGAGGAGCUAACAGAAGAACAGAUAGCGGAAUUCCGCGAAGCCUUCAAUCUUUUCGACAAAGAUGGCGGCGGUGACAUCAGUGUGAAGGAGCUGGGCAGUGUGAUGAGGUCACUGGGUCAGAACCCGACAGAACAGGAGCUGCAGGACAUGGUCAGGUCUGUGGACCAGGACGGGAACGGCACGAUAGACUUUAACGAGUUUCUACAGAUGAUGCAGAAAGCCAUGAAGAGUGACGUAGACAGUGAAGCAGAGCUAAAGGAGGCGUUCCGGGUAUUCGACAAGGACGGCAACGGAUUCAUCAGUUCAGAAGAAUUACGUCAUGUCAUGACGAAUCUGGGGGAGAAGCUGACGGACGAGGAGGUGGAGGAGAUGAUCGACGCUGCCGACAUCAACGGAGAUGGACAAAUAGAUUAUGAAGAGUUCGCAAUCAUGGUCGACAUCAAAAACAUCUUGAAGAACGACCCAAGGGUUGAAAGCCACGGGCAGCGUCACUGAAGAAACGCGGCAAAGAGGUAGUGGAAUUACGUCACCAAUCUACGUCAUCACCUCCAUGUCUGUCCGCCAUCUUGUUUCCUGAGCCUUUCUGUUGGCAUUGAUUUUGAAUCAAUUUUGUUUUUGCAGCAGUUGCCAAGAAACACUACUAAUUCACUCGAACCUAACCGCCACACUAUCACUGUACAAGAACAGUCAUCAAGAAAUUUCUUGCCUUUGUUUGAAGACGACUCAAAGUUUGUUUUGUUUUGUUUUCUGUUUAGAAUUUGCCAUUAUGGUUGACAUCAAGAAUAUCUUGAAGAAUGACCCAAGAGUUCAGCAGCAAAGUAACGGUUCGCAUCAGAAACACAGAGUCACGUAUGUGUAGAAACGUCAUUUCCGGACACGAUACGUCAUUUCCUUGAGAGGGAGAGAGCUGUGCACCAUGGUUGAAAAUUGCUGCUGCGGGGUCAGCAUCGAGAAGGCCUCCGGUGUUCCGGACAUGCUCAAGGACCAAACACCUGCUGAAGUCAAAGGACGAUAUGAGAACAUGGCGGUCACCCGUAGUUACCAUGGCAAUACGGUUACCAUAAGUCCCAUAAGAACCAGAAAAUUGCCAUGUCUUAACGCCGUAGGCUAGAUAACAAUGACGACAGGUGGUUGAUUUAAGACACUUGCUUUGAUUCGAGAAAAGUGUCAUAUUGUGGACAAAGGCAGCUUAUGGGAAGAGUAGACUCUGGCCAGUAAGAUAGAUGAUACAAUAAUGUAAACUGGUAUCCAUCCUUUUCUAGCUCUGAUCAUGAAUCUUGCUUCUCUAUUGGCACCCAUCCGCAUUGACAUGCUGGGACCAGACAACAUUUAAAGUAAAGCGAUCAUAUAUAGGAGCAAACCGGGGCCAGAAGCGGAUGGAUACCGGGCUAACAAUAGCGAUCCAGCCUAUUAGCACAGUGUCAUCCUCUACCCGAGUCUGUGCGCGGAGUACGGAACGUGAGACCACACAGUCUCACUAUGGAGACAAACGAGUCCACAUGUUUAGCACCUUUAGAGUCUCGUCUUAUUCUCCUCAUCUGAAAUGCACGGAUGUCGUCCUUGCCGGAGGCCUGGCCCUGAAUGGAGACUUAUAGCUUUUAGAGGUCGUUUUUCAAGCGGUUUUAAAUACUAAAGCGGUCGAAACAUCGACCGAAAUAAACUAACCGUUUCUACAGUGUUACAAUCAGGUGACCAGUGCAAUGUUGGAAUGUACAUUAUAUAUAUA
This is a messenger RNA of Branchiostoma floridae (Florida lancelet), 1991 nucleotides long. RefSeq names its product calmodulin-alpha-like. Lineage: Eukaryota; Metazoa; Chordata; Leptocardii; Amphioxiformes; Branchiostomatidae. Gene Ontology annotation, molecular function: calcium ion binding; enzyme regulator activity. The transcript is spliced from 6 exons. The record is from RefSeq and is a predicted model, not a curated record. Bases 230 to 760 code for a protein of 176 amino acids.